Hydatigera taeniaeformis is the source of this 648-nucleotide messenger RNA. Lineage: Eukaryota; Metazoa; Platyhelminthes; Cestoda; Cyclophyllidea; Taeniidae. The record is from the annotation of a GenBank genome assembly.
AUGGGACUCAAACCUGAAUUCAAAUGCAAGGAGUCUCGCGAGUAUAUCACAAAGUUGUUGGAUUACCUAGGCGAAGCCAAAGAGGCAAAUUCUGGGGAUCCGCUUUACACGGAUGAGAAAGUUGGGCUGGAGUAUAUUGAGCGGCAAGCCUUGGACCACUUUACUGUGGCUUUCAGAAAGGAUGAGGCUGGUGACUUUGGACCCGCUACCGUGAGCAGUUUCCUUAUCGCUGCUGCCUUGCUUGAAGUUCUUACCUUAAAUGGAGAGACUAAUGCUGAGUUAACAAACGCCAGAAAAUACGCAAAAUACAAAAUCCUUUAUCUGAUUGACUGCAAAAAACGCAACGUAAAACCAGUUGCAGGGCCUCUCACGGAUGGCGACGCUUCUGUGAUCCCUAAUAUCGCGGGGUUACACCAAGACCCAUUACCGUCCUCUUCACGGAAAUCCCAACAAGAUUCCGAGCUAGCAGAACCCACUGGACACGAAUCUAAAUCAAACGGGGAGAACAAGUCUGAGGAACUGUCCUCCGACGUCUGUGAGAAAGCCAUGAAAGCCGCUAAGUUUGCUAUUAGCAGUUUGCAGUACAAAGACCGGGACUCAGCUAUUAAUUACUUGAAGGAGGCACUAAAUCUCCUCUCCAUACACUAA